Molecule: messenger RNA, 1443 nt
Organism: Didymodactylos carnosus
Lineage: Eukaryota; Metazoa; Rotifera; Eurotatoria; Philodinida; Philodinidae
Source: the annotation of a GenBank genome assembly
ACAAAACUCAAACAAAUCGAACUAAAAAGGUGAUAUUCGUAAUCAGCACAAAAUUCUGCAUCGGAUGAUGUGUCUUUCAAGGAAAAAUGAAGAGUGCUUGAUUUUUGAAUUAGCGGCACCUUACUUUUUACUCGUAUAUAGACAUUGUCGAUGAUUAAGCACUAGUAAACAAAAUCAUCAUGUCUUAUUCAAUGUCGAUGAUCCUUAUAACAAAGUACACGGUGCUAUAUAAAUUCUCGCCUAUAGUCCAUUUGCAUUACAUUUUAUUAACAGUGCCCAGUUAGUACAAUAUAUUAAAUAUUGUAAAUCAAACAAGUGUACCUCAGUUCUUCAUCUCGAUGGAACGGGUAGUGUGGUCGUUGGUGAUAAACGACGACGAGGAUCCACAAGACAUGGAAUACACGGCAAAUAUUGUCACAAAUUAGAGAUUAUUUCGCUUCUCGUAAUAUGUUGUUGUCAUAAAUGGAUUUGCCAAAAGUUUAUCUACACAAUAUAGGCCACCCGGAUACCGUUCAUCAGUUAUUAAAUGUUUUGCGUUGCUAUUGAAUAAAACAACGCUCACUUUAAUUCUAGAAAGAUUCAAAAAAUAAUUUAUUGUAUUUGAUGGCAAUUGAUUGACUAUUAGUGCUUAGGAAACUUGUUCAUGGUAGUGAUAUACUAGAAUACGAAAACAUAUCAGAAUCUAUUGAAGCUGAAUGUCUUGUCACGAAUGAAGAACAUGAUGAAUACUUAUGAGACAAAGGCACAAUUCAGAAACAAAGGCCAUUCAUAUGUGGUCUUCUUCAAGAAUUGUCAGGAUUAGCUUAUAUUUUGGGUUCAAAGGCAAAAUUCAGCAAUAUUGUUAACCCAUUAUUUUCAUUAUCAAUUAUUAAAACACUGUACCAAUGGUGCGCAUAUGUCCGUUUGUGAACCGACUCGAUGAAGAAUUUUGAAAUGUAAGGAAAACAAAUAUGACCGUUUCACUCAUUUUCUACUACUCAGUUACUAAAGUUCUACUACAGUUCUACUAAAGUUACUUUUCUGAUUCUGCACCUAGUUUUCUUUCCUUCUCUCAAAAAGAAGAAAUAUAGAACGUAAAAAUGUCCAACAACUGGGAGAUUUAUAGAAAGCUAGAAAUUUCUCAGCAGAUAUUACACUCAUUUUAUAGUUCGGUACUUGCCCAUUUUCGAUGUAUGUUUAAAAUGCGUAAUUAUCGCCGUUUUUUCGCAUAUAAUUUUAUUUUCAAUUUCACAAAUGAUAUUUCAAUUUCUUUAACUUUUUCCCGGCUGUUCAGCUCUGUCUCGUCUAUUCUUGGAACUGGAGAUGGAGAGUCUAUCAAUUGUGUAAUCUUCAUGCUCUAGAUACGUUAGUACAAGUAGUCCAGAUGAUAAUGGAAAUAAAUAUGGUUUAGAUGAAACAACAAAAUUUCAAAUGCGGCGGUUAAAUCAUGGUUUAAAACAGUGA